AUGUCGGACUGCAAGGCUCCCUUCACCGUGCGUAUUUGCAAGCUGCUGACAAAUCCUCUGCUGCAACGGAGGCAGAUGUACGUUGACUUGCUUCAUCUAGGCCGAGCGAACGUGAGCCGCGUGGAGCUGCAGCAGCGGCUCACACAGCAAUUCAAGGUCCAGGAUCCGCGCUGCAUCAUCGUGGGUAACCUGUCCACUGCCUUCGGUGGAGGUAGGAGCAGGGGCCAAGCCUGGAUAUAUGACGACUUCAAGGCGGUUCAGCGCUUCGAGCACAAGUACAGACUUGUCAGGGCAGGACUACUCGAGGCGCAGCCCAAGAAGGGUCGCAGGGGUGUGAAGGAGCUGAAGAACAGGAGGAAGAAGCUCCGCGGCACCGAGAAGGCGAAGGCAGCUGGUGGAAAGAAGUAA
Cyclospora cayetanensis is the source of this 408-nucleotide messenger RNA. Its product is annotated as 40S ribosomal protein S24-1. The record is from RefSeq and is a predicted model, not a curated record. Gene Ontology annotation, molecular function: structural constituent of ribosome. Gene Ontology annotation, biological process: translation. Gene Ontology annotation, cellular component: ribosome. Bases 1 to 408 code for a protein of 135 amino acids. The transcript is spliced from 2 exons. Lineage: Eukaryota; Apicomplexa; Conoidasida; Eucoccidiorida; Eimeriidae.